AUGAUGUCCGCGUCGACGAGCGCGGCCGCGACGGCUGACGCUGCGGUCUUCGACGCCACCGCGGCGGGUGUGGCGAGUCCUCGCGACACGAUCGUCGAUGCCGUGCGCGAGGCGCUAGUCGACGCCUUCGGUGAGAAGUUCCGGGACUCCAGGCCCCUGGUCACGUCCGCGACGAAGCCGGAGUUCGGGGACUACCAGUGCAACGCGGCAAUGGCGCUCGCGAAGCCCCUCAAGUGCAAGCCCCGCGACGUGGCCUCGAGCCUCGCCGAGAAGCUGGGGCCCCGCCUGUCGGCCAUCUGCGAGGCCCCCGAGAUCGCCGGACCCGGGUUUAUCAACCUCAGGCUCAGGGACGGUUUCGUCGCCGCCAAGGUUAAGAGCAUGGUGGGAGACGGCGAGCGGCUGGGCGUCCCGAGGGUAACGAACCCCGAGCGAGUGGUGGUGGACUUCUCCAGCCCCAACAUCGCGAAGGAGAUGCACGUGGGACACCUCCGCAGCACCAUCAUAGGGGACACCAUCUGCCGGGUGCUCGAGUUCAGAGGGCACGAUGUCGUACGGCUUAACCACGUCGGAGACUGGGGGACACAGUUCGGGAUGCUGAUCUCCCACCUCAAAGAAGUCGCACCAGAGGCUAUCGAGGAUGGGGCGGAGGACAAGUUCAACGUGGGAGACUUGGUGACGUUCUACAAGGAAGCCAAGGCUCGCUUCGACGAAGAUGACGGUUUUAAGGAGAUCGCCCGCGCGGAGGUGGUCAAGCUCCAGGCGGGAGACGCAGAGAGCAAGCGCGCGUGGGGGGUCCUUUGCGAGGCGUCCCGCAGAGGCUUUCAGGACAUCUACUCGCUGCUUGGGGUGGAGCUGGAGGAGCGGGGGGAGUCGUUCUACAACGUGAUGUUGCCGGACGUGGUUAGCGACUUGGAGAGCGAGGGCCUUCUGGAGGAGAGCGAUGGAGCCAAGGUAGUGUACCUGGAAGGCUUCGAGUCCCGAGAUGGCACCUCGCAGCCCCUCCUCGUCAAGAAGAGCGACGGAGGCUUCAUGUACUCUACAACAGACUUAGCGGCUAUCCGACAUCGCGUCACGACCGAGCGGGCUGACCGAGUACUUUACGUGGUGGAUGUGGGCCAGGGAAGCCACUUCGCUCAGGUUUUCCAGGUAGCGAGGCGUGCGGGAUUCGCGCCGGAGGGGGUGCAGCUGCAGCACGUUCCGUUUGGGCUCGUGCAAGGCGAGGACGGCAAGAAGUUCAAGACGAGGGCCGGCGAAACCGUUAAGCUUAGCGACCUUUUGAUGGAGGCCGUCCGGAUCGCGGGAGAGAGCAUCCGGAAGAGGCGGGAGGAGGAGGGGGGGGAGGGUUACCAGGCGGAUGAGGUGGAGCUGGAGCGCGUGUCUAAGGUGGUUGGGAUCGGGGCGGUGAAGUACGCGGACCUCUCCAUGAACCGGGAAUCGAACUACCGAUUCAGCUACGCCAAGAUGCUCUCGCUGCAGGGGAACACCGCUCCGUACAUGCUCUACGCCUUCGCCCGCGUGCAAGGCAUCAAGAAGAAGGCGACAGAGGGACUCGGAGACCUCUCCGGCACGGAGAUCAGCAUGGGUACACCGGAAGAGGCAGCGCUGGCCAGGAUGCUGCUCAGGCUGCCCGAGGUCUUGGAAGACUUGGAGGUUGAUCUCUUCCCCCACAGGCUUUGCGACUACAUGUUCGAGCUGAGCUCACAGUUCAACCGUUUUUACGAGAACUGUCCGGUCAACACGGGGGAGACGGAGGAGUUCAAGGGGUCCCGCACCGCCUUUUGUUCAGGCACCGCGGACGUGAUAGAGCGGGGGUUAGGCUUGUUGGGGAUGGGCACCCUGGACCGUUUGUGA
Ectocarpus siliculosus is the source of this 1851-nucleotide messenger RNA. The record is from the annotation of a GenBank genome assembly. Lineage: Eukaryota; Phaeophyceae; Ectocarpales; Ectocarpaceae.